Molecule: messenger RNA, 8328 nt
Organism: Eleginops maclovinus (Patagonian blennie)
Lineage: Eukaryota; Metazoa; Chordata; Actinopteri; Perciformes; Eleginopidae
Gene: esrrga
Product: estrogen-related receptor gamma a
Exons: 13
Coding region: 1225-2790 (521 amino acids)
Biological process (GO): nuclear receptor-mediated steroid hormone signaling pathway; regulation of transcription by RNA polymerase II
Cellular component (GO): nucleus; chromatin
Molecular function (GO): nuclear steroid receptor activity; steroid binding; nuclear receptor activity
Source: RefSeq, a predicted model, not a curated record
UUUGCAGUGCAGUCUGCAGAGAAGUCCGCUCUGAGUCGCCUAGAGCUAGUUGCUCUCUGAUCUCUCUGCUACAACUUUUAGCGUCAUAGAAGUUGAGAAACAGAAGCAGCUAAGUCAAAACAUGUACUGAAGUUGAACGAGCAUCAGAUAACAUUGAAACAGUUGCAGCAGACGGAGGACCACCGGAAGUGCCCGGUUCAUCCUAAUGAGAUGCUCUUCACGUGUAAGUAAGACUGGCUGAUUGUCGGCAGAGCGCUGGUGUCCUGAAGUAGCACAUCAGUUUGGUCAGUUUGCCCAGCGCUCCGUCCUCUCUUCUUUCUCCCUCCCUUCCUCCUUGUUUCGCUUUCUCGUUCUCAUACUACCCAACACUCUCUUGAAAAAAAGAGAGAAGCCCCGCUUCAUUGCUUAGAGAAUGAGCUGUGCCGCUCAGCUGCAGACCGAGAGGAGAGAAGAAAAGAGAGAGGGGGAAAGGGAGUAAUAAGGAGGAGAGGACAAAAGCAGCGACACACUUGCAUCUGUUGUGGCAGCGUCCUGCAACCGAGAAGCAAAUGAGAGUGGGAGAGAGGAAGAGAGAGUACGCCACAGUGAGAGGAGAGAGAGAAAGAGAGGAGAUGUCAGACAGCCGUGUCCUUGAGAACUGCACCACAACUCUUUGAAGAGAGCCGGGAGACGGUAUCACAGCAGUAGGAACAGGUGACACAGAAGAAGGAAGAAGAGGACACCGAAUGGAUCCCUUUCCUUAACAUCAAGGUACAUGAUGAGAGAACCAGAGAGCAUCGGAGAGACACUUUUGAGAAAGCCAUUGGUCAAGCAUCCACCAAUCACAGCCGAAGCAGGGCCUGAGGGACUGCAUAUGCAAACUGCUGCUUAAUAUUCAUGAGCUGCUAUCGGGGCUUUAAGUCGUUGAUUAGGACAGCGGCACAGCUUUCCGUCCCAACUGCCUGGCUGGCUGGCUGUGUGUAUACCUAUAGCCCCCUCUCCCUGGCUCUCACAUACACACACGGCGCACACACAGACACGCUCCCUCACAGCUACACACACGCAGUGCCGAUCAGUGCAGGCAGCGCAGAGCCUGGUAAUUGUAUUGCUCCCUCCAAGCGGAAGGAAGGACCAAGAGAGAGGAAGACCGGAGAAAGAAGAGGAGGAGAGAUAUAAAAACUUUGCUUUUUUGAAUUUUCUUUUUUUCCUGGAGGAGGUUCACUUGACAAUGACCAGACAUCGCCGAUGGAGUCGGUAGGACAUCCGUUAUCCGAGUGUUUUUUAAUGCACUCUGAACAAGAAAUGAACUUAUCGAAGGGGCCAUUGGUGAACAGCAGCAGUGACGAUAACUCCAAGUCAAACUAUAGUAAAUGCGGCGCUGGCGCCUGGAGAAUGCACCAAACCUACGAUCCACUGGAGGCCAACCACAUGAGAGACGCACAUGCCCUCUACAACCCCAGGCUUCUCUGCAGAAUGUCCAGUAAGGAGCGCCACCUUGAGUCCAACUGUCCGUCCUCUUAUAUAAAGACUGAGCCGUCUAGUCCUGCCUCCCUGACUGACAGCCUAAACCAUCACUCCCCUGGUGGCUCCAGCGACGCCUCAGGUUCCUAUUCAUCCACAAUGAACGGCCACCCCAACGGCUUAGACUCCCCGAGCCUUUACGGCUCCAACGCAGGGUCCCUGGGUCCCGCUGGCGGCCCCGGAUCAAAACGCUAUGAGGACUGUUCGUCAACAAUUGGGGAAGACUCACAGAUUAAGUGCGAGUACAUGUUGAAUUCCAUGCCCAAGAGGCUGUGUCUGGUCUGCGGGGACAUUGCGUCAGGCUACCACUAUGGAGUGGCAUCCUGUGAGGCCUGCAAGGCCUUCUUCAAACGCACCAUCCAAGGCAACAUAGAGUACAGCUGUCCAGCCACCAACGAGUGCGAGAUCACCAAGAGGAGACGCAAGUCGUGCCAGGCCUGCCGCUUCAUGAAGUGUCUGACUGUGGGCAUGCUGAGGGAGGGUGUUCGUCUGGACAGGGUUCGUGGCGGGAGACAGAAGUAUAAACGCCGGAUAGAUGCGGACAACAGUCCAUACCUGAACCCACAGCUGGCUCUGCCUCCCAAGAAGCCAUAUGCCUUUGGCUGCCUUGCAGAUAACAAAAUCGUCUCUCACCUGCUGGUGGCCGAGCCAGAGAAGAUUUACGCCAUGCCUGACCCGACAGUACCAGACAGCGACAUCAAGGCCCUGACUACGCUGUGUGACCUGGCCGACAGAGAGCUGGUGGUCAACAUCGGCUGGGCCAAACACAUCCCAGGUUUCUCCACGCUGUCCUUGGCAGACCAGAUGAGUCUAUUGCAGAGUGCAUGGAUGGAGAUCUUGAUCCUACGUGUCGUGUACCGCUCACUGUCCUUUGAAGACAAGUUGGUGUAUGCUGAGGACUACAUCAUGGACGAGGAUCAGUCGAAGCUAGCUGGACUUCUGGACCUGAACAAUGCCAUCCUUCAGCUGGUCAAGAAAUACAAGACUAUGAAGCUCGAGAAGGAGGAAUUUGUCGCUCUGAAAGCCAUCGCUUUGGCUAACUCAGACUCCAUGCACAUUGAAGACGUGGACGCAGUGCAGAAGCUCCAGGAUGUGCUCCACGAGGCCCUGCAGGAUUACGAGGCCUCCCAGCACCAGGAGGACCCUCGCCGGGCGGGCAAGCUGCUCAUGACUCUCCCCCUGCUCCGCCAGACCUCCACCAAGGCCGUGCAGCACUUCUACAGCAUCAAGCAGGACGGCAAAGUCCCAAUGCACAAACUCUUCCUGGAGCUGCUGGAAGCCAAGGUCUGAGGAUGGAAGGACAGCCAGUCUGAAUCUCACUUUGAAUGACCUCUUGCUCUUUUACACGCACACACUCUAACACACACGCACACAGACACAAGAAUAUGCCCCUUAAGUAUGUCUGCUGACACGUCCCAAUAUGAAGAAACGAGUAACCGAAACCUCUCACCUGAACCCCUGAACCUCCACCGUCUUUGACGAAGGGCGCUCACUUGACCUUUUUGUUUUGGGGAAGAUGCUGACAGACUGACAUGACCCCCGUAUGACUAAGGAAAGAAGACAUUUCCUUUAAAACUCUAAACUAUCACUCAACAGCAAACAUUGAAGAGGGCAAAACUCUGAUGCAUUCAAUAACAAUUAAGAUGUUAUUAAAGACGAACGCUUAAAUGAGGACACAUUUCAAAAGAAACUGAAAACUCUUUCAGUUCUGAGAGACUCUUAGACUGCACUCGUGUCUCCUUACCCUCCCUAUUUCCCCCAACAGAGUUUUUUUAAAGUGUUCAAGAUGAAAACAAGUGGAGAAAAAAAGAACACUGACGCAGUAUUAAUGACAUUUGUUGUAAAAAGUACUUGUACAAUGAAAUGUGGAUGGAUGGACAGAAAGAAAAGAAGAGGAGAUUUGCCCUGCCAAAGAAUGGAGCUCACCCAUUCAGAGGAUGCCAGCAAACGUUACUGUCACAAAUCAAAACUGUUUCUGAUUAGAUUACUGGUUGCUUUCAAUGCUGCGCCUCCAAGGUGCUGGUUUUGGUUUCACUAGUAAAUUGUGUCUGGUUAUCAUGAAAACCAGCAGAGCCAGGGCCAGGAUUAGAAACCACUGCUGUCAACUGUUACUGGUUCUCCCUAAAUUCAGAUCCUGGUUUUCCAAGGACUCCCAACUUCAACUACAACUUUACUUGUUUUCAGGAUCCCGGCCUCCAAAACUGUCAAUAUAAACAUAGUGUUUUCACACUUGACAAGCUGAAAAUGUUUCCACAUAUUCAAACCACUUGAGAGGUAAUUGACUGACAGAGUUCACAAUUCAAAAUAUUAACUAAAUCUGACUUAAUCUAAAAUGUAUUCCUGCUUGUCCAACUGGUAGAUGUCAGCUCAGUCAACAUUCUCUGUAUUUAUUCGGUCAAACCCUCCUCUUGUGUUCUGAUGUCUUUGUGAAAGCUUUCAGCGCUCAGUGGUUCCGGUUUGUAGCUCUCCACAAAAGUCAGUAGAGAUUUCAGUCUGUCAUCGUGCCAUUAAGAUUAAUCCGUGCUCAUUACCCAAACUCCAAAAACCUCAAAGUGUUACUGCAGUACUUCCCUCCUCGCUCCGCUGCAUUCACAACCUCCAGCUCCUCUCUUGCGUCGGCACAGAGAUAUUUCCGUGAUUCAUUCGGAGAUUGAGAGUCAUUCAACACAAUACAAACCAGAAGGAAAGGUGUGCUGACUAAACUGACUACUGAAGAACAACUAUUGUUGCUUUCAAACCUCUUAUUUAAUUUCUUUAUUUCUAUCUUGAAAAUAAUCUUAGCGAUGAAACCAGUAUAAGGGUUGUAAAUAAUUGUCAUCCUGUAUAUGACAUAUAACACGGCUUUGUUUUUUGUUAUUAAUCUUGUCUUCUUAAAACUGAAUCAAUCAAUAUGUCUUUCCUUUUUUCUAUCAGCUUGACCACUUUCAGCAAUUAUCAUAUAUAUAUAUAUAUAUAUAUAUAUAUAUAUAUAUAUUUAUAUUUAUAUAUAUAUAUAUAUAAAUAUAACAAGUAAUAAUGUAUUAACAAAUCAGCGUUUAUCUUAGAAAAACUCUGAAUAAUAGUGGUUUUUAAACGAGGGGUUUGUGCAUAUGGACUAAGUCUGCAAUAUUAACAUAAUGUGCCAGUCUUAAACUCGGGAAAGAGAGAGGAUGGGGGUCAGAGGGGAGUGAAUAGCUUCUUAUUCUCUCUGUGUAACUUGCCAUAAGCUAUUAGAUAACAGUCAAUAAUUUAUUUGUAAGAGGAAGCUAGACAGGAAUAAAUAUGGACCAGAAAUGUGAGGAUGAGAUGCUGCCGUCACAGAAGAGCCAUGUGAACAACGGUUGUUGGGCUGAAGAACUAACACAAGCAGCUGCAGACUAAAACGAUCCCAAGUUGCACCUUUUUUGAGACCAUGCUCUUGUUAGUGUCACUUUAAAUCAAAUUAAAACUAGACAGUUAUUUGUCAGCUGUUCAGUCAAACAUAGUUUUUGUGCUCAAUGCGUUUGUUUAUUUAGCCACGUGGCCGAGUGUGGGGACCUUUAGAAUAACCUGAAACUGCUGAGGGAAAUGGUUCUACAAACAAAACACCACACUGACAGAUUUAAAUUAGCUUGCUACUGGGCUCCUUGAUGCUUAUAAGCAUCUAUUACAAAAUUGCAAAACCAGUGAUCCUACCAAUUACAGUAGAAAUUCAUCAAAUUAACACGUAAAUUAUAAAAGAGAAUUACAAAGAUUUGACUGGUACUAAUACAUUUGAUUUAAUGCUUGCAUGUAUUAGUGAUGUACUAAAAAUGUACAGCACCAUGUGUAUUUCAAGUCUCAUCAAAUAUUUAUUUUUUGGUGAAGUUAAUUCAAUACUUAACUCACUUUUAAAAUUGACAUUUUUUAAAGAGAUUUUCCAGGCAUUUUUAAAGUCAAAAAUUGCCUCUUAAAUCUAAGUGCAGGGUUUAUUGGCAGGAAAGGGAAAGCUGAGCUUACAGGAAUCUGUGUGACAUUUUACAGUCAAGUGAAGAAACAUUGAUUUCAUCGUUAAAGCAAGAUUGUAUGGCUGACUGAUCACACCUUAAACAGGUGAAGACAGUCCAGGGAUUUUUUUAAAUGUCAUUUUUAAAGCCGAAUAAGAAUGCCAAAAUGUGUAAUGUAGACGACAGUGUAAUCUAAUAUAAAAUGGCGACUUGUCACAGCUGAGGAGUGCUGCAGUUUAAGUGUAGUUGAUCUUUAACAUCACACGCUCUGUAUCAAACAUCAGUAUUAUUAGUAAGGGGUAUUUUCUCAGCCUUCUUAAACAUUGUAUAUUGUAAAUUAUACAGAUUAUAAUUCUAACAUAAGACAUUUUAUUGGAAACAAAAUCGAGAAAAAAAAGAAGAAAAAAAGUAGUUCAGCCUCGAUGUGUGUUCCAUGUUAGUUGUUUUUUCUAUCAAGAAAAAAACCUGCUUCUUUAGUUCUAUCUGUUUUUUGUUUAAAGUCUUUCUGUUCGAUCUUUCCUCCUUUGAUGAGUCCUCUAAGGCGUUGCUGUGUACUUUUUCUUGUGGUGAUUCCCGUUCUUGUGCCGUGUGCUUCUUCUUCAGACAACGGGGUAGAGCAGAGGCCAUGUUUGUGUGUCUGUCUGUCUGUCGGAUCAGUCCGCUGCGGGUCUGGGCACUGGGUUCUCUCUCAAUGAAACCGAACCGGAUAAGGCUCUUCUUAAUUUAACCAGACCACCGAGAUCAAAUUACAGUAAUCAUCUUUACCAAACUAUACAUACAUAAUUAAAUAUUUAGUAUCUAAAUGAAGAAACACCAUACAAGUAUUUAAAAAGGGAUCAUUUGUGUAACUUUCCUGUAGAAUAAACGGUAUACUGUAUAUCUUUAGGUUUAAAUAACGAUGAAAUGAAAAGGACAUUUGAGUAAUUUCAGAACUGUAGGUGAGUCUUUUUUGAUAAACUCGCUGUACAUAACUGCCUCCCAUACAGCUCGUCAUCUUUACAGUUUCAGCAGUCAAAAAGAGAAAACGUGAAGACAAAAAAGGUUUUCCCCAUUGUUGUGUCCGGUUUUAACUCAUUUCCUGUUUUGUUUUUGAUUUACAACAAACAGAAACAGACAUGUCAACAAUAGGACUAAUUUGUGGGUUGAUGGGAAAUGGUCACUCAUUACAUUUUGGGACACAUUUCUGCUCUAGCCCGAGAAUUAGGAAAGUCAAGAUUUAAUCUCAAGUCUCCUUUAAUGAACAUGUUGCUAUUCUCAUUGUACCUCUUUGUACACAUUUAUCAAUUAUGCGCUACAAAUAGCAUUUAUUCAAAGACUCUAGGACCAAUCACAGGUCUUAAACAUUAACCUAUAAUGGUUUUAGGGAAGAGAUAUAAAUUGAAAUCAUUUCACAGGUUUAUUAAAUAUAUUUUCCUGUUUUGAUUGUAACUUAAACCCCGUCUCAUUGUCAGAAAGAUGGUAUUUGUUAUUAUCAUCCACUGUAUAUUCAUCUACACACAACUUAUGGAAGAAAGGUGCUCUUUUCUUACUAUUGUUUCUUUUCUGUUACUGUUUUUAUUUAUUUGUCAGUUGUCAAACCUCUCCUGUGUACUUCUGAACAAUCUAACGCGAUGAAAGAUGUCACACGCCUCUCUUUAUUUAGGCUGAUCUAGGAUUGGUUAAAGGCCCUGUUUUAAAAGGAAUCAACAUACAUUUCUAAUUCUGCAAAUAUGGAUAUGUAUAUAUUUGUUUUUUAAUUAACUUAAAAAUCUAAUUAUCCUUGUCGAUUAAGUAAUUCAUUGGAAAUGAUGGUCAUGACAGGAAUUGGUUUUCCUUUGUUUUUUGCUGGUUAAAAAAUAAUAAAUCUAGCAGCUAAAGUCAGGAGGGAGAUUGUGUGACUCUUUCCAAGGGUUUGGUAUAACUUGCUGCUCAUAGCCAAUAUAUUGUUUGGAUGUACAAGACGUAAGUGUUUUCAUACAGCACUUUUUUUCUAGUUUAAAAGCAAUAUUUUGAUAACUGCAAUGACGGGACAUGAUUGCACUUUUUGUGUUUUGUGUUAAACGUCUAAAUGCUGUUUGCUAUUAAAUUAUUCAGCAGUUAAGGUUCAAACCAUAUAAAUGACAACAAACCAAAACUGGUAUUUUCUAUGAGGAGCGUUGGAAGAAGGACUGUCUGGGUUUUUGCAGUGCCGUCGAUAGAAAGAGUUUGACCUGGCUGCACUUUGGGCGCCAUGUUAUCGCCCGCAUCUGGAGCUUAGAUCCAUUAGCUGCAAAUACUCAAUGUAACAAUAGUUUAACUGGAACAGAAGGAGUUUUUUAGGCAUAGGGACAAGGCAGGAUUGUCCAUCUACCAUGGCUGCCCUUGAAAUCUAAGGCCAACUGUGUCUAGCUACAGCUCUACAGUGUUUAGUCAUUUAGUUGUAUUUAAUCCCCAAAUGUAACUGCCACUUUGUGCUGCAGAUACCCCUGCAGUCUGAAUUUGCAAAUGUGAAGAAAGUAUUAAAGGGAAAGAGAACAAUGACACAUUUGGAUACAAAGGAUAUUUAAAAAAGACCAGCUUUGUGGAGAAGAGUUGUGUACGAGAGACGACCCUGUAGUGUUAUUAAAAAAAUGUCUGUAGAUUUUAGAUGUGCUUCACAUCAGUAAAUGAAAAAAAAGAAAAAAAAUGAAACAAUAACCUGUAUAUUUUUGUGACGUGUAUCAUACAAGUGUGCUCCAACAAUAAUGUCCAUUUGUGUAAAUGUAUUUAUUUCACAUUGUAUAUAUUGUUCAAUGCAAAAAGAGAGACCUAUGAUUCUGUAACUUAACUACUAUGGGUUGAAACAUUACAUGUGUUACUCCAGACUAUGCCUUUCAGGAUUAUUACAGUAGAGCAAUAUCAAUUAAAACCAGGCUUCCAGUUUUGA